CAUGCAAAUAUCUAUAAUAAUAAUUAAUAGUUUUAAUUGCUUUUUAAAAUGAAAUAUUGCUGUAAUGGUUCUUAUCUUAUUGCACUGAAAUGGUUCUGUGAUGUUGCAAUUUUACCGUGAAGGACUCAUACGAUUGUAUGUAAAAAUAUUCAGCAGCGUCAUCUACUGUUUAUGUGCAGUAAACACAUUAUCCUUGAUUUAGGAUAGGUGGCAUUACAUUUUGCAUGAAAGAUGCUUUUGUUUGGUGUUUUUUAAGUUGUUUCAGUGAUUUGAACUAAUUUGUUUAGUGGUUAAAAUUGCGUUUAAAAUAUUUGUGUAUUUCUUGAUAAAUAGACCGCAAAUAUUGGAUUAAAAUUGUGGUUAGCAACAUAAAGGAAAAAUGUCCAAAAAAAUGUCUCGUUAUCCUAGUGACCGCAAGGUUUAUGUGGGUGAUUUGGGCAGUAAUGCCAAAAAAAAUGAUUUAGAAUAUGCAUUCCGGGCUUAUGGAAUUUUACGCAGCAUAUGGAUAGCACGAAAUCCACCUGGAUUUGCAUUUGUUGAAUUUGAAGAUGCUCAGGAUGCUGCUGACGCUGUGCGUGGUUUGGAUGGCAGAACACUGUGCGGUCGUCGUGCACGAGUGGAAUUAUCUACCGGUAAAUAUAGCAAUGGCGGUCGUGGUGGUCAAAGACGCAAUUAUAAUGCGGAUGAAAAAUGUUACGAAUGUGGCGGCAGAGGACAUUAUGCCAGAGAAUGCCGUCGUCGCGCACGUCGCAGAAGCGAAUCACGCAGUCGUUCACAUUCGACUGCAUCACGCGAUGGCAAGUCUACAUCACGCGAGCGCCAUUCGCGUUCACGUAGUGACAGUCAGUCUAGUUCUCUACCAAAAGAGUCACGAAAUACACGCGACGUGCAUCUAAAAUUUAACGAACGUGGACAAUAUGAAAAUGGACAGUCUAUCUCCAAUCGUUACAAUGACAAUGAAUGCAAUAGUCGCGAUGAUUCUUCAAGCUAUACAAAGAAAAAACGCUACGAUAUGUCUUCUAUAUCACCAACGCGCAACAGUAGCCAAAUGAAUCGACGUGGAGGAUCAUCAUUUUCGCGAUCUGAUACAUCAAGGGACUAACAGAUAAUCGAUUAAAUUCAAAUACAUUUAUUAUACGUUGAAUGCGUAAGGUAUAAUUAAUAAAUAGUAAUUAUUACCCAAAAUUAUAAAGAGAAACAUUAUUAUAAUCAGGGUUAAUAGCUAAAGAGUAUCUAUUAAUGAAAAUAAUAUUAAUAAAGAAAUUCCCUAAAACUAUCUAAAACUAAAACUAUUU
Molecule: messenger RNA, 1295 nt
Organism: Teleopsis dalmanni
Lineage: Eukaryota; Metazoa; Arthropoda; Insecta; Diptera; Diopsidae
Gene: x16
Product: serine/arginine-rich splicing factor 3
Exons: 4
Coding region: 380-1102 (240 amino acids)
Biological process (GO): mRNA splicing, via spliceosome
Cellular component (GO): nuclear speck
Molecular function (GO): zinc ion binding; RNA binding
Source: RefSeq, a predicted model, not a curated record